AAUUCAGGAUGAGGCGGGCGCAACCGCACUAGAGGGGGAAGUCAAGUCGUGCGGGACUAGCGCGAUCUCCUCGCACUUAUUUCAAAUAAAAGGAAAGGAACCAAACCCUCAAACAAUCAUGCUUCUAAAAUAAUGCAACAUGUCGAUCGGAUAUUUGCGAGGCAUGGCUUUCGUUUUGACGAGCUUAUUUCUGUUUUGUGCGAGUAGAGUUUGCGAGACCCAGCACAGUGAUACCAAUAUCUAUUUGGAUAAUAUCACGCGUAUAUUGGAUAGAUUACUGGAUGGUUAUGACAACAGGCUGCGACCUGGAUUUGGAGGUCCUGUCACAGAGGUCAAAACUGACAUCUUUGUCACCAGCUUUGGACCUGUUUCAGACGUAGAGAUGGAGUACACCAUGGACGUGUUCUUUCGUCAGACAUGGAUUGAUGAGCGGCUCAAAUUCGAAGGCCCAAUCGAGAUCCUGCGGCUAAACAACCUUAUGGUCAGCAAAAUCUGGACCCCCGACACAUUUUUCCGGAAUGGCAAGAGGUCAAUUUCUCACAACAUGACCACUCCAAACAAGCUGUUCCGCAUCAUGCAAAACGGAACCAUCCUCUACACCAUGAGAUUAACUAUAAAUGCAGAGUGCCCAAUGCGUCUCAUGAACUUCCCAAUGGAUGGCCAUGCCUGCCCACUCAAAUUUGGGAGCUAUGCUUACCCCAUCAGUGAGAUUGUGUACACGUGGAAGAAAGGACCUCUGUCUUCUGUUGAAGUGCCACAGGAAUCUUCCAGCUUGUUGCAAUAUGACCUUAUUGGCCAGACAGUAUCAAGCGAGAGGCUGAAGUCUAACACAGGUGAAUAUGCCAUAAUGACUGUCCACUUCCAUCUUCAAAGAAAAAUGGGCUUCUUCCUGAUUCAGACCUACAUUCCCUGCAUAAUGACUGUCAUCCUGGCACAAGUUUCCUUCUGGAUAAAUAAGGAAUCAGUUCCAGCCAGAACUGUAUUUGGUAUCACCACUGUCCUGACCAUGACGACAUUAAGUAUCAGUGCAAGGCACUCCCUUCCAAAAGUCUCCUAUGCCACAGCAAUGGAUUGGUUCAUAGCUGUCUGCUUUGCCUUUGUCUUCUCUGCCCUCAUUGAGUUUGCGGCUGUCAACUACUUUUCAACACUCCAGGCCAACCGAGAGCUGCGGAAGGCAGCAGCCAUAAAAGCAGCGGCUCAAGAGGCAGCAGCUGCAGCCGUGGCUCCAACAGCAAGCACUGAGGGAGACGUUUCAUCAGUGGAUGCCAGUAGUGUAUUAAAGAAGAGGAUGAACUCUGCACCAGUUUUUGACCGCCCUGCAAAAACGUUUCCAAACCCUCCUGUCAAUGCCCAAGCUUUCCUACAGCAAGGCUCAGCAGUACCGGCCAACAAUGUUCUGACAGGCACCAGCAUCAUUGACAAAUACUCACGCAUCCUCUUUCCCCUUUCGUUUGGUGCCUUUAACCUGGUCUACUGGAUUGUCUAUCUCACCAAGGACACCAUGGAGAUGUCAAGGGAUACCGUCUAAGAUUAUGUCUUCCUGGAGAAUAGGAAUGAAGAAUAAUAAUACCUGAACACUCAACACAUUCUCACCCCCCACACACACACACACACACACACACACACAUCUUCGCACAUUAGGAUCAAUGACAGAUGCUUGCCAAGAACUGUUUUAUGCAGCCUCAGUGCAUUCUAUUUCUUUUUAAGUACUCACAUGGAAAGUAAAUCUUUUGAGAGCAGAUGUACCAACUCCAACUGCCAACUUGACCAGGGAGCUCAAAGCCAUGUGGGGCUGCAAGUACUGGAUCCAUUUCAAACAACGACUACUCUCAUUUUUUUAUUUAAUUUAUCUUAAUGUUAAGGGAAAAAAUAAAUAGUUAUAUGUUAGGACUAUUUUAAUGUGUAUAUCUGUCUUGUAUGCUUUGCCAAAGUUUAUUAGACAUCACCUGAAAUGACCAAUAUUGACACAGAGCUUCUCUGUCGGAUGUAUUCAUUUACUUUUUUCUAUAUUAAAUAUCCAUGCACUUUUUUACAGGUGUUCUUUUUUUUAUGACAAAUUCCCUUUCAUGAUGAUUAAAUGACACUGAUAGUAAGAAUGUAUUCCUGAUUGUCCUAGCUAAAUUCAUUGUGGAAAGAACUGGCAAGAAAAUAAUUCCUGCUAGUUCUUCCCAGUCUGUUUUUUUUUUUUUUUUAACUCGCUCCCAAAACACUAUUUUUUUGUUUGUUGGCUUAAUAUCAGUCUUCGCACAGGCUCUCAGGACGUGAAGCAAAAUCUUCAAAGAUGUGUUCUAGUUACAUUUUUGGUCUGCUGUAUUAUUCAAGCACAUGCAAGUGGAAAAAUAUGUAAAUGCAAUGAACAAAUUAGGUACUCCGAUCAAAACACAUGAACAUACAAAAAAAAUCUAACUGUUCAGAUUUCCAUUUCCUCAACAGUGCCUUGUAAAAGCAUUCACACUGCUUGACCAUUUUCUUCGUCUCUAUCGCUAUGUCACUAGCAACCACGAACUGUUUUGUGAUUGACGCAACACAAAGCAGUGCAUAAAUAUGCAGUACAUGUCAAAGGAAACAUGGUUUUCAGUUGUUGUUGUUGUUUUUAUUUUAUUUAUUUAUUUAUUUUUUACAAAUAAAGAAUGUGAAAACUGUGGUUCAAUACUUAAAUACUUUGUAGAACCACCUUUUACUGCUGCCGGUCUUUUGGGAUACAUCUCUGCUAGCUUUGCAGAUCUAGUGUAUAAAAUGUAUGGUCAUUCUAAAUUGUUAGAUUUAGAAACAGAUUUAAAGUGUUUAUUUAGAGGUGUUAGAUUAAAAGAAGCACAUGACAUAUGCAAACUUCACUUUUUAAAUAUUUGAAAAACUAAUCAAAACCAUGUGUCUUUUUCCUUUGACAUCACAAUUAGGCACUGCUUUAUUUUGUUUUUCAUAGAAUCCAUAUUUGGGAAUAUGAAAAUGACAAAAUCUGAAAAAGGUCAAGAGAUAUGAAUAGCUUUGUGAGGCCCUGUAUAUCACAUGUCUCAUAUUUGCUACAAAGAGAUUUUAAUUUCUUUUAGCUUUAUAGGCAUCCAUUAAACAACUGAAUCUGAGUGGGUACCCUUUUGCUUUUUUUUUUACUCGUUCCUAGUCACUUCUUAGAUGACAUUCCUGAACAGUACAGGUUGAAAACAUGAAUUUGAAAAAGAAAAAAGAUUUUUUAGAGGGAUAAACUUGCUUGCGUAAAUUAAUGCAAAUACUGCUGGACAUAAAUCACUUUUGUCACUUUUUUUCCUUCUUCUAAUUCGCCCUCAAUUUGCUCUUUUUAAGACACAGAGGUGUGGUUUUGAACAUUUAAACUAACCCUGGAUUUAAAAAGAAUCUUUCAGUGAAAAUCUGUCUUAUCUUAUUGAACUGAAAAAAGAAAAACUGCAUAAAGUUCAGUCUUUAAUCAACACUUCUUGUGAAUGUGUCACUGUAUUGCACUCUUCUGCUGUGAAGCCUUUCUUUGGUCUCAUUAAAUAAUUCAUUAACUAACACCCUAAUUGUUGUAAAGCUGCUAUAAAGAGUGUUUGCCUUUUGAGGAAAGGAAAGAAAUGAAAGUUUAUCAAUUAAUGUUCAGUUAUAUCUUUAGUUGCUGCCAUCUAAUAUACUAAGGAGCCUGGCAAUAACCCUUUAUUCAUUAAGGGGGAAAAAAAAAUCAUCUUUUAACAAUCAACACUCCUUUCUUCUUUACUGUUUCUGUUCAUUGUUGUAUUUUAAUUAAAGUUAAAUGAUUCCCUUUGUGGCUAGCAAUUAUUUCUCCAGACAACAAUUUAUUGGGAUUAUAAAAGAAAAAGCAACAAAAACCAGAACGUUAAAUAUAUUAUCACCAUUUAUACAAAAUACAGAAAUAAAAUGUAUUUAGAAUUCUUGUAUGGAUUUUUAUAUUGUUAGCCACUGCUUCUUACUGAAGAGGCUGACAUUGUAAAAGCCAUGUAGUCUAAGUAUAAAGAUAGUGUGUUUAGUUUAUAAUUGCAUUCAUCACCCAGAAAUGUGUUCACAUUAAACAUAUUAACAGGGGUGCCCUUUAAAUGAAUAAAUAAAUAAAGAACAACAGCCAAAGGAGUGGAAAACUUGACAAUGAUCUCCUGUGAAAUCAAAUGCAAUUUUUUUAACACACCUGCGUACCCCUUGGUUGUGAAUGUUUUCAGUAUGAGUUGUUUUAAAUGGGUAAAACAGGGUUUUCCAUCCUUCUAGCUCGUAGCAUUCCAUUGUCCUGAAGAUUUCCUCAUGUUUUAACAAACCAACACAAAUAUAUAAUAUUGAUAUGCAAGGAUUGUAUUGACUGGUUAUGAUUUCAUUAACCCUGACUUCAAAAUUAAAAAUAUCCCUGGAAUAUUGAAUUAAUAUACACAAACAUUAUGUGUAACUAUGGAUCUACGCCUUGAAUAGGUGUCAGUAUAAUAAGUCUUCCUGUUGCUUGUAUUUUUCUUCUUUCAAGUGUACAUUAAAGGCCUAAACAGUUGUGUCAGCCUGCAAGAACUGUUUCUUCUGUUUAUGUUCUUCAUCACCUUCCUGCACGCUCUCUUUAGGGCAGAAGUUGCAUUUUGCCCUGUUGUUCCAUGCAUCAGGUUGUACAAUGAGAAAACCUCGUUGACUGUGAACUUAUACUCUCUACUGGACAACAUUAGACUGACAGAUUAGACUCAAUGAGGCCUCCAAUUACUACAAGAUGCUUAGUCACCUUUAGUCAAACAGCCAGGCAUAUCAAAAGCGUUUUGAGUUUACAUAUGUUUACAUAUGGUUUUUUUUGUGUGUGUGAGUUUACUCUUUCCAUAUAAAUGAGCAUGUUUAAUUUUAUUAGUAAACCAAACCAUCUGCCCUUUGAUCCAAGCCUAGCUGCUCAGCUCCACCACACCACUGCAAGAGCUUCACUUGCAUGUCUUCUUUAUACAGAUUUUUAGGUCUGUCAACAUAGUUGCGAAAUCAAGGAAUAGAAAAAUAUUGUGGUGAAUUUGACCACCAAAUGACGUUUUUUCUUAAGUCAUUAAGCAUGUACUUUGUUGAUUCUUUGACUUAGUGUUAAUUCAUGUCUUAUUUUUUGUCUUUUUUUUAUACUGUUUGCCUAAAGAUUAUGGCUUAAGACAAUGAAUGCUGUGUUUUUGUGCUUUUUUUGUGAGCAUAAUUAGGUAUUUUCAUAGAUUUGCAUUCCCAUUCUAUGAUCCUGUUUGAUGAUUAGCUGUAUUACCCAAUUUACUUGUUUAAACAAGAAAUGGCAGCUUUACCAUUUACCCAUUUACAUUGUUUGUUGAGCACUUUUCUCCCAAACAAUUUAAUUGUCAUUUUUCUUUUUUGAUGUACCAAAUAAUGUAUGCAGUUUCAGGUCUGCAAAGCCCUGUUAAUAAAUGAACUUGCACCCAGUUUUCCCACAACAUUGUAUAUACUAACAUGUUCAAUAAAACCAGAUUAUGUAAA
Molecule: messenger RNA, 5424 nt
Organism: Fundulus heteroclitus (mummichog)
Lineage: Eukaryota; Metazoa; Chordata; Actinopteri; Cyprinodontiformes; Fundulidae
Gene: gabra6b
Product: gamma-aminobutyric acid type A receptor subunit alpha6b
Exons: 10
Coding region: 140-1528 (462 amino acids)
Biological process (GO): gamma-aminobutyric acid signaling pathway; nervous system process; regulation of postsynaptic membrane potential
Cellular component (GO): neuron projection; postsynapse; GABA-A receptor complex
Molecular function (GO): GABA-A receptor activity; transmitter-gated monoatomic ion channel activity involved in regulation of postsynaptic membrane potential; inhibitory extracellular ligand-gated monoatomic ion channel activity
Source: RefSeq, a predicted model, not a curated record